Messenger RNA from Aspergillus pseudoviridinutans, 312 nucleotides. RefSeq names its product GroES family chaperonin. Gene Ontology annotation, molecular function: metal ion binding; protein folding chaperone; ATP binding. The record is from RefSeq and is a predicted model, not a curated record. The transcript has 4 exons. Lineage: Eukaryota; Fungi; Ascomycota; Eurotiomycetes; Eurotiales; Aspergillaceae. Bases 1 to 312 code for a protein of 103 amino acids. Gene Ontology annotation, cellular component: mitochondrial matrix.
AUGUCCGUCCUCCGCAACAUCAAGAGCCUCGCUCCCCUCCUGGACCGUGUCCUCGUCCAGCGCAUCAAGCCCGAGCCCAAGACUGCCUCCGGUAUCUUCCUCCCCGAGAGCAGCGUCAAGGAGCAGAACGAGGCCAAGGUCCUUGCCGUCGGUCCCGGUGCCGUUGACCGCAACGGCCAGAGAAUCCCCAUGAGCGUUUCCGCUGGUGACAAGGUUCUCAUCCCUCAGUUCGGUGGUAACCCCAUCAAGGUCGGCGAAGAGGAGUACACCCUCUUCCGGGAUUCUGAGAUCCUUGCCAAGAUCAACGAAUAA